GCCCGCCCGCCGCGCCGCCCGCCUGAGCCGCGGGGCUUCCUGAGGGAGCGGCGGCGGCGGACCCCAGCGCAGCCAUGUGAUGCCGGAGGAGCGCGGUGGCGAUGAUAUGGAAUGUGGGCAGCUGCCUUCGGACACGCUCCGACAGGUGACGGUCCAGCGCCACCCCCUCUACGGAUUCGGCUUUGUGGCUGGCAGCGAGAGGCCGGUGGUGGUGCGGUCGGUGGCAGCAGGCGGCCCCUCUGAGGAUAAACUCCUGCCAGGAGACCAGAUCUUGGCCAUCAACGAUGAGGAUGUGAGUGAAGCCCCCAGAGAGAGAUUCAUCGAGCUUGUCAGGAAGGCCAAGGACUUCAUCAUCCUCACGGUCCUGCACACCCACCAGUCUCCCAAAUCUGCUUUCAUCAGCGCAGCCAAGAAGGCGAAGCUAAGGUCCAACCCCGUGAAAGUCCGAUUUUCAGAGCAGGUGACAGUCGGCGAGACAGACCCAGACAUGUUGAAGAAAGAAGCUCUCCUCCUCAUUCCCAAUGUGCUGAAGGUUUUCCUGGAGAAUGGGCAGAUCAAAUCCUUCACCUUCGACGGCCGGACCACUGUGAAGGACGUGAUGGUGACAUUGCAGGACCGCCUGUCGCUGAGGCACAUCGAGCACUUUGCCCUGGUCCUGGAGUAUUCCAGCCCGGAGCAGAGCCACCGCUUCCUGCUGCUCCAGGACAAGCAGCCACUGGCCCAUGUUGUGCAGAGGACACACUACCAUGGCAUGAGAUGCCUCUUCCGUGUGAGCUUCUUCCCCAAGGACCCAGUGGAACUGCUGCGCCGGGAUCCUGCAGCAUUCGAGUACCUGUACAUCCAGAGCCGCAACGAUGUGAUCAGAGAGCGCUUCGGCACAGACCCCAAGCCAGAGAUGCUGCUGGGGCUGGCUGCCCUCCACAUCUACAUCACUGUCUCAGCCACCCGCCCCAGCCAGAAGGUCUCCCUCAAGAAUGUGGAGAAGGAGUGGGGCCUGGAGCCCUUCCUGCCCCCCUCGCUCCUGCAGCUCAUCAAAGAGAAGAGCCUCCGGAAAUCCCUCUCGCAGCAGCUCAAAGCCCACCAGCACCAGCCUGGCGGCACCAAGGUCUCCACAGCCCAGGCAAAGCUGCAGUACCUGAGGAUCCUGAAUGAGCUGCCGACCUUUGCUGGGGUCCUCUUCAACACCGUGGGGCUGGAUGAGAAGCAGCCAGCCACCACCCUUCUGGUGGGACCCCGACACGGCAUCAGCCACGUCAUCGACCUGAAGACCAACCUCACCACGGUGCUGUCGGAGUUCAGCAAGGUCAGCAAGAUCCAGCUGUUCAGGGAGAACCAGGGGGUGGCCCGGGUGGAGACAAGCAUCCUGGAUGCCAAGCCGCUGGUGUUGCUGAUGGAGUGGCCUGAAGCCACCAACUUUGCCUGCCUCAUCGCGGGCUACUGCCGUCUGCUGGUGGACUCCAAGAAGAUGAUCCUGUCCAGGGCCCCCAGCCAGCCACCCCCGCCUCAGAUUAUCAAGGCAGAUUACAUCAACGCACACAACUUCCACCGGCCUGCCGGGGCAGGGCACGUGGGAAAGAAAGAGAACGGGCUGGUGGGUGGCUCUGCCACUGUCACCGGAGCAGCCGGGGCUUCCGCCACCAGGGCUUCUGACUCGGAGCUCAUCCGCUUUUGCUACCUGCACAUGCGAGAGCAGAGGAAGGAAAGAGAGAGCGGCACGGAUAUCAAUGAAAACCUGAUUUUUUUUGAGGAAACUCGUCCCAGGACCAAAUCUGACCCCACUUCCAAAAGCUCUGGCCAAGGCUACAACGGGGCGGCCAACGAGUACGACCUGGAUGGCCUUGACCAAGACAGGCACGCGAGCAGGGCCAGGGCACACACCAUAGACACCCACCUGCGGAGCGACGCCUCGCACUUCUACUGCGAGUCCUGCCAAGCCAAAAUCAAGAGCCGGCUGGCCUCAUGCAUGGGGGGCAAGCCUGGCACCACCCGGGACAACAUGGUGGACUUGAUGUCGCUUCCCCCUCCCGGGAACGAUGAGGAAGAAGACGAGACAACGUCCCUGCUCCCCGCCAUCGCCGCCCCUCCUCCUGGCUUCCGAGACAACAGCUCCGACGAGGAUGACCCCAAGCGCCGGGCGGCAGCUGCCCAGAGCCAGGAGCAGGGCCGGCACCUCUGUGGCAUCCUCUACGACGAGAUCCCUGUCACGCUGAUAGACAGUGUGCAACCACGGACAGUCCGGGACCACGCCCAAGAGCUGGAUGAUGCCCUGGUGUCCACCCUGCAGGCACUGGAAGCCCUGGCUGCUUCAGAGGAUUGCCCACAUCCCCCACCACAGCAGACAGCAGGUCUCAUUGUCCUGGCUGCCAUCACUCCCGAGUCCUCCUUGGACUCUGGCCAUGAGACGAACUCCUCAGAGCUCACCGAUGUCUCAGAGAUGGUCUCUGCUAUGAAGCAGCAUCAGAACGCAGCCUACUUCCUCACACAACACAUCAACAAAGAAAACCUCCUGGCCAGGAAGGACUUGCCUUUCCGAAUCCAGAGCUGUGCUGCCCAGGCUGUUCUCACCUCACCCUACCCCCUGAGCCGCCAGGAGCCAAACCCUUCAGUGAAGCCAGCUUCCUCUCCCCAAAGUCCUGGCCUUACCAGCUGCAACAGCAAACAGGAGCAGCAACAUGCUGAGCAGAGCUACACCUCAGCUCUCCAGCCAGGGCUGACCCCCCAGCUCAAUGAGCAGAACAAGGGCGCUCCAGUGCCAAGCACUGAAAGCAAAGGUGCAGGCCACACAAAAGCUGCCUUUGAGGUAUGUCUGCAUCCCACAGCAGCCCUGAGCAGGGAGCAGUCACAGGAUCUACAAGAGAAGGUGCCCAAAGAGGUGCAGCCAAGCUCCAAGCUCCUCCUGGAUCAAAAAAGCUGUGUAACUCCAGCCAUCAUUUCAGCUGCUCUGCAGCAAGUGGCAAAUGCAAAAGCCUCAGCUCCCCAAGUGGUGUCAGCCUUAAAAGAGGACCAGAAUGUGAAUGGUGCCAGCAGCUGUGCAUUAGCCAGCAGCAAGCCUUUGACACUUAAAGGAGGUCCACAAACUGCAGAGACAUUAUGCAACUGUCAGCAGCAGCAGCAGCAGCAACUCUCUCAGCAGCAGCACUGUGAAGUCUCUCCAAGUCCUAAAGAAGCUCAUGGCAGUCAGGCUGAAGCUUUCCACCUCACCUCAGCAGGUGAGGAAAUGACGUCCAGUAAGACUUUUGCCUCUAAAAGCUACCAGCAAAAAGUGAGUAAAGAUGUUCCAGGAAAAGCUGCAAGCGGAGAGACAGGGCAGAAGGCAGGUGGGGAACCCACGAGCCUCGUCUUGCAGAAACACACAGCUCCUUCAAACCCAGGACAGAAAGUGCAACAGGAAAGUUCAGCCAAAAUCUUAAAAGCUGAGAGCAGCAAAGUGCACUCUCCGUCACCUGCUGGCAUUUUCAGGAGCACCAGUGAGGAAGCCAAAGGGCCAAUCCAGCUGAUGCCCAGAUCUGAGAGCCUGCAGAUCAGCACUGUGCCUUCUAAAAAAGUAGAAAAAGUACUGGAGGUGACCCAACAAGAUGCUGACGUCCCAGCUAAACCCAAAGCCCCAAAAGCUCCCUUCAGGUUCAGGAAGCUGUUCUCUGCAACGUUUCCGACCCGGCUGAAGAAGGAGACAGACGAGCGGCAGGCCCAGCUGCAGAAGGUGAAGCAGUACGAGCUGGAAUUCCUUGAAGAGCUGCUCAAGCCAAAGAGCAAAGGUGACCUCCCACCACAGGAGUAUCUGCACCCACCUGCCCCUGGGCGCUGCAGCUGCCAGCUAAGGAGCAGUCCUGUGCAAAAAGUCCCGGGGAUGUCCAGGGAGCAAAGGCGCAGCUGUGACUGCAAGAGGAUUUGCAGGGGAAUGAGGCCACCCCCAAAUCAGUUGGUGAUAUCCGAACUGGAGAGGAGAGGGAGGGAUAAAGUUGCAGAUGACCAGAAGCAAGUAGAAGCCAUUAGGCUGACAAGCAUGAGCAGCCCUUCCAAAGGCAAACGGAUACGAUCCACAAGUUUGGAGUCCAGAGACUACCGGUCAGAUCCAGAGAACGGCGUGUCCUGUCUGGCAACGUGCACUUCCCCAGGGGAGUGCAUGGGAGCCCCGCACUACAGAAAGCUCUUGCGUCGCUACAGUGUCAGUGAAAUAGAUAAGACUGAUAGGACGUCCUUGUCCUCUGACAUCUACCAGAACAUCUAUACGACCAAGCAGAAAGGUCCCCAGAAAGAGCCUGAGCCCAGCAUCAUCUGUCCUGUUCUGAAGAGCAAAAUCCUGGAAGCCUCUGGAGUGGCUGACCCCUCCUAUGUGCAGAUAGCACAGGAUAAAAAGAACCAGAAGGCUUCAGGAGUCUUCUCUGUCCAGGAGGAGAUGUACCCAAGUCCUGCUGAGCUGCGGGAUGAAGACACAGAGGAUGAGAAGUGCUGCUCCAUCCGGUACUGCUUCUACUACAGGAAAUGUGAUGUUGCAGAUGAUGGGAGUGAAAAGGAUGAGCUGUCCUAUUCCAUCCCCAUGCAGAUACUCCCAGGAAUGAAACUGGACAAUCAGAUGGUCCCAGUCAUGAGCAGGACUCUCCAGGUCCUAGAUGCAACAGCCUGCAGCAGUCCCAAUGACAGUCAGACCCAGGAAAUAGAUUUAAGGACCUCCAGUUUCGAGGGGAGCUUGGCAAAGAUCAACACCCUUCGAGGCCACGCCUACAGCUUUCCCAACGGGUUUCUGCAAGUGCAGCUGGACACCAAUGAGCUCCUGACUAUCCUGAGGCAGUGUGUGCUGAGCCCUGAUGUCCGGGACUGCAAACCCUACAUCUCCCAGCUGGCUGAGUACAAGCAAGAGCUCGCCCUCAAGUUCAAGGAGUUUCGGGCGUCCUGCCGCCGCGUCGCAGCCGUGGACAAGAGCCCUUCCCACAUGCUCUCUGCCAUCACGAGCAGCUUCCAGGUGCUAAGCAGCCUCAUCGAGACCUUUGUGAGGCUGGUGUACGUCGUGCGCUCGGAGUCCCAGCGCCAAGAGCUGCUGACGAAGGUGGAGGAAGUGGUGAGAAACUACACCUUCCUCCUGAAGGCUGCGGAGGAGUCCACGGCCAGGAUGCUGAGCCACCAGCAGACCGUGGAGCAGCUCGCCCGCCAGUCAGCCACGGUUGCCACUGUCAUGAGCACGCUGACACGCUCCCUAAAGACACUGAUCAAUAAGUAAGCCAGCUGUGAAGACCAACAAGCCAGUGUGUGCCAGGCCAUGUGCUGACAGUUCUCCAGUCUCACGGGUCUGGUGAGGAUGCGUGUCUGCAGCCCCACAUCCACCGGAGUUCGCAGUAGCCAAGACACUCUUUGAUCUCCGCAGGAUGGAUGGUGGUGUUGGUGGUGGUUUUGAAGGGUGAAUUCGUGCCCUGUCACAAGCUGUGCCAACCAGCUCAUUGGGGGCUCAAGCAGCUUCUUUGCUUGUUCUCCCACACUGGCCUCGUCGGUGACGGUACUUGGGAGGCACAGCUGCCCCAUCUCCACACUAAUUUGGUUCUGUGGGGUUCUGGGCCUCACUGGUGCAAGGACCUUUGUCACAGUUUGUGGUGGGCCAGUGAGUUACCAGGAGCUGAGCUGAAAUCUCCUGGCUUCACUUGGGCAGCGUGGAGCCAAACCAGUGUCUUGCCACGUAAACAGCUCUUCUGCCUCCAGGAUCUUCCUGGCCCACAAAUACGACGUCAUUAGCAGCAGAAGGGAUCUACAGGGAUACAGCAGGGGUGAAAGUCCCUGCUGCUAUGCUAGGGCUUGGGAAGUAGUCCCAGCACGGGCAGGAUGCCAUGAUCCUGAGACAGAGCUAGGUCACCCUACUAGGCUCUACUGUCACAGCUUAGGCACCAGUGCUCUAGUCCCAAGCACAGGUACUGCCUGUGCAAAAGGCAUGGGCUUAAUGCCUGCAAGUAGGGAGGAUCCAGGGAACUACAGGUCUGUCAGUCUGACCUCGGUGCUGAGAAGGUCAUGCAGCAGAUCGUUCUGAGUGCUACCACAUGGCAUGUACAGGACAACAAGGGGAUCAGGCCCAGCCAGUGUGGGUUUGUGAAAGGCAAGUGCUGCUUGACCAGCCUGGUCUCCUUUUAUGACAGGGAAGCUCAGUUAGUGGGUGAAGGAGAGGCUGUGGGUGUUGUGUACCUAGACUUUAGUAAAGCCUUUGACACUGUGUCCCACAGGAUUCUCCUGGAGAAACUGGCUGGAUGGCCGGGCCAAGGGAGUGGUGGGGAAUGGAGUUAAAUCCACUUGGGGUUGGUCACUAGUGCUGUCCCAGGGUUCAGUGUUGGGGCCAGUCCUGUUUAACACCUUUAUCAAUGAUCUGGAUGAGGGGAUUGAGGGCACCCUCAGUCAGUUUGCGGAUGACACCAGGUUGGGCAGGAGUG
Molecule: messenger RNA, 6404 nt
Organism: Corapipo altera (White-ruffed manakin)
Lineage: Eukaryota; Metazoa; Chordata; Aves; Passeriformes; Pipridae
Gene: FRMPD3
Product: FERM and PDZ domain containing 3
Exons: 15
Coding region: 80-5215 (1711 amino acids)
Cellular component (GO): cytoskeleton
Molecular function (GO): protein binding
Source: RefSeq, a predicted model, not a curated record